CACAUGGUUUGACAGAGGUAUUAUUUUCUUCCUGAGGUAUGGAAGAGAAGAAGCGUCUCUGAGGGUGCCUGACGUUACACGUCGCCUUCAAGUAUUUUGCUCUGAUUGACGAAUGAGGUGUACGGGGGCUUUAUACGUUUGAAGUUUACGCAGGCUGUCAAGCACGCAGGUGGUCUGGUGUGGGAACGCCGGGAUCCACAGAGGGAUAGCCACUUCUUCAGCUCUGAAAACACAUUGAGGGGACCGGCUUGGGAUAUUUACCGCGGUCAAGAAGGUACUGUGGAGAGGUGAGGGCCCUACAGCCCGAGCUGCUGUUUACUUUUACCUGACCAUUGAAGUUGUUUAGGGGCAACACCAUGAAAGAGAGCCAUUGUGGAUAUGAAAAUCAGCUGUUCAAAGAAGAAGAUCUGGCAGGAGAAGAAGAGGAGAUGCCUCCAUUUAGAGGAAGGACCCGGGGCGGCUGCAUUAAGUGCCAGCAGAAGCAUUCUCUCAGUGUGACUGUCAAAGCGCUAUACGCAUUUUUCGCUUUCCUUGCCCUCGCUGUCACCGUGCUGGCGUCACUGGUCAUGCAGAAGAUUGACUACUUAUCCAAGGAAGAAAACCUUUAUAACAAGAAAAUUGUGAAUGUACAAGAAAGUUUACAAGAUCUCAGCACUGCCAGCAAUGUUUCAGAUCUCUUUGACGGCACCCGUUUCGGGGAAGAGAUCAGCAAGCUCAAGAGGGAGCUGGAGGAUAUUCAAAAACUGAUUCUCGGUCAGGAGCAAGCGCUAAACCAGACUAAAGACACUCAGCAAACUCUUUUGCUGUCUAACAAUAGGAUGACACGUGACAUGCAGAAUUAUUCCAUGGGCAUGAGGCUCGUGAAUCAGUCGCUGGAGAGCUACUUGGGUCUGGUAAAUGGCUGGCAGGUAGUCAUUACCGAAACUGACGAAGCUAUGAAGUCUUUCAUUGAAGACCAAUAUGAUCUUAAAGCAACAGUUCAACAAGUCAACACCACAGCACUGCUUAGCAAGCAGUGGAUUGAAACUCUUAAGAGAAAGGCAGAUGAGGAGACCCUGCUUUUGCAAAAACUGACAACAGAAUGGCAGAACUACAGCAAGGUUCUGGGAGCAAUCAAGUCCAACUCCAGUACCACAAGCCAGUCAAUAAGAAGCAUCCAGAAUGGAAUUUCUUCCACGCACCAAAGGAUCAGCAUGAGCUCAGAAAUGGUCCAUGACCUCACUCUGCAGGUGAUGAACCUGCAGAUGCAAAUGGACAACGUGACAUCAUUCAUGGACGAACAUGAGGAAAAUAUGCACGACCUUCACUAUCACACCAAGUAUUACGAAAACCGAACCAGAGAAAGGUUUGGGACUCUGGAAACCAGAAUGAACUCAAUCGAAAUGGAAAUUGAUACAAUAUCAUCUAGCAUCAAUGCCACAGUCAACCAUGUACAAAGCAUGUACAAGUAUAUCAACAUUGAAAGCACUUCUUGCCAGUCCAGACUCAGCAGCUACACAGAAGACCUACACAAUCUGAACAAUACAGCCUUGCUUCUCAUGCACGUUGCUGACACACUGAGGCAACAGUAUAUGUAUCUCAGUAUACGUAUGGAUGUGGAUGUGAGGAACUUCUCCAUGCUGAUGGAAGAAAUGAAGCUGGUUGAUGUCAAGCAUGAUCAGCUCAUCAAGAACUUCACCAUUUUGAAAGGGGCGCCUGGGCCUCCAGGUCCGAAGGGUAACAAGGGGGAUGUUGGAACCAGAGGCCCUGGGGGGAUCACUGGCCCUAAAGGGGACAAAGGGCUGUUGGGGACUCGUGGGACCCUAGGUGAGAAAGGGUUAAUGGGUCCCAAGGGAGCUGCUGGAGAGCCUGGGCCUGCUGGAGUCAAAGGCAGUUUGGGCAUCAAGGGUGCCAAAGGAUCCCUGGGGUAUCCAGGGGUCAAAGGUGAAAAAGGAGAAAAGGGUGACAUGGGGCCUCUUGGGAAGGAUGGACUGUUAGGCCCUAAAGGUUCCACUGGAGCAAAGGGGCAGAAAGGUCCCGCAGGUUUCCAUGGCGUCAGUGGCCCCAAGGGGGAUCCGGGCCUGCCUGGUCCAUUUGGUCUUCCGGGCCCGCCUGGUCCACCUGGUGCUCCGGGGAAUGCUGGUCCUAUGUAUUCAAGCAAGAACCCGCUGUAAAUGACCCUCCACACUCGAAGGGUAGUAAGUGGCAUCUCCUAAUAGAUCAUCAUGAGGAUGAACAGAUCACCUGGCAUCUCUCUUUUCUUACCCAAAGUAACCCUAGUGUUCAGGUGCGUAAAUGGGACCAUAGACAGUGCAGGCUGUCCUCUCGCUUAGCACGAAAGGGAUCUAAAAGACAACCUCGAAUGAUGCUUCAAACACGAGGCAAUGCUAAACGAGGCAAUCACGUCCGACCAAUGGCAGAAUGAAGCACAUUUGUGUGGAAAUUACCAUGUACGAAUUCACUAACUGUACAUAAAAUUAGACUGGUAACAGUAUUUAAUUCCAUUAUAAUAAUACAUUUAAUACAUUGUCUGUAAUAACAUAUCAUGCCACUUAAUGACAGCUGUCAUAAACUGGGUACAAAGCACAAGACAGUAAAAUGAUUUAGCUGUGUGACAGUGACAUAAGAAUAUAUGUCAAUAUAACGCCUUCAUUGAAAACCCGCUAAAGCCACUUAUAGUGUGGAAUACGUUCUGUAGUAAUUGUUAUAAAUAUUCUGUAUAUAAGAUGGGCAUUGUUAUGCGUUAUGUAUUGACAUUUACCAAGAAAGCAACACCGAAAUGUUAAAACAGCUUGUUAGUUUUUAUAUGUUUUCCCUCCUUAUAUCACUUUUUAACAUUUUACGGUGCUCUUUGUAAUUUAAAUUUUGAUUAGCCGUCGUGCUGGUGACCUUAUGGUUACAAUGUGUUUACAGUAAAAUAGAGGUUACAUCAGCCAGUGUAUGUACAUCGCCUAUUAUGACAGUGUCAUUAAUCAUAUCACAGAAAGGCCAUUUACACUCCCUCCUCUGUAACGUACUUUAUAUUACAAAUAUCAGCUGCUUAAAUGGCAGACAUCCUGAGUUAUUUUUUUAUCGUCAGACAGGAUCUUCAGUAAGAUUAGUUAUUCCUAAUGUGAGACUAUUACUUUGUUAUAUAGUCACAUGAAGCUUUUCUCUAUUACUCACCGUGUACGUACCACUGCCUUAGCUAAGCGCGUGCAAGUGCAAUCGCUCAGACACAUGGCUUCCGUUCGCAGCAUUUAUGAAUAACAGGCAACCUCAGUGAACCUGUCACCACCAUUAACGGUGUGAAUAAAGGGAGAACUGUAACAGGUGUAAAUUGUGGAGAGUGAUUAGGAAUGAAUUUGUGUGUAAAGUCAUGGUAAAUAAUCAUGAGGAUGGCCAGUAGGGUUUGUAAAAGCACCUCUGUGAAUGCAAAGUGACAAUUUGGGUUUACAUUAUAUCACAAUGCACUAUUCUUAAAUAAAAGAACAAUGACAUAUU
Brienomyrus brachyistius is the source of this 3462-nucleotide messenger RNA. It is a transcript of the gene scara3, whose product is annotated as scavenger receptor class A, member 3. The record is from RefSeq and is a predicted model, not a curated record. NCBI's taxonomy places the organism in Eukaryota, Metazoa, Chordata, Actinopteri, Osteoglossiformes, Mormyridae. Bases 357 to 2153 code for a protein of 598 amino acids. The transcript has 8 exons.